Molecule: messenger RNA, 1110 nt
Organism: Solea solea (common sole)
Lineage: Eukaryota; Metazoa; Chordata; Actinopteri; Pleuronectiformes; Soleidae
Gene: ved
Product: ventrally expressed dharma/bozozok antagonist
Exons: 3
Coding region: 161-1000 (279 amino acids)
Biological process (GO): central nervous system development; neuron projection morphogenesis; endocrine pancreas development
Cellular component (GO): nucleus
Molecular function (GO): sequence-specific double-stranded DNA binding
Source: RefSeq, a predicted model, not a curated record
CUUCUUGGGCCAGAUACCAACCUCCCUCCACCAGGACUUUUCAGCUGAACCUUCACUUGCUCUUUGGACAGACUUUCUACUCUUGUUUUGCCCUCCAAAUCGAAGGAUAUACACACACUCUUCUUCUUAAACUUUCUUUAAAGUAACAAACAUCUCAGUCAUGAGAGGACACUUCUCCAUCGAGUGGAUGGCCCAGAGCAGCCAGCCGGCAGGGACCCCGAUCGCCUCGGACUCUGGGCCCACAGCCUGUGGGACACACGCCGAGAGUCUGCCAGGUUUUUACUGCAGACAGAAGACUGAAAAUGUAGCCGAGCAAAGCAGGAGGCAAGGCCUGGAUGAUUACACAGCACAGCACCAAACCACUCACAAUAAUCAAGUGACGGAGGCUAGCUUCAGCAGCGGUACAGAGGAAGAGACCUCCGGGUAUGAGAGCGAGGGGGGUCGCUCCCUCUCGCCCUCGGCCCUCCAUGACAGCACCUCCACCCCGCCGCAGUCCCCGCCGUCGGGCCGGAGGCCUCGCACGGCUUUCACGGCGGAGCAGAUCAGCAGCCUGGAGAGGGCCUUCAAGAGGAACGCCUACCUGGGGACACAAGACAAGGCUGAGCUUUGUAAGAAGCUUAACCUGUCUGACAAACAGAUCCGACACUGGUUCCAGAACAGACGAAUGAAGCUGAAGAGAACCAUGCAGGACGCCCUGGCUCACGCCUGCCAGGCAAACAUUGCCUCUCAGUUCAUGCAUUAUCCUGAGCUGCAGGCAUACAGGGCAGGACCCUACUCCAGAUACCACUCAGCUGCAGUGGCAGUGGCAGCAACAGCAGUGCCGGAGACAUCGGCUGCAUCAUACGUCCAUCCACACAGCCUGCAGUACAGCUCCCGUCUGCCCAGUGUCCCCUCACUACCCCUGGACUCCUACCAGUACAGCAGCCUCCCAGGUGUCAUGCUGCCGUCUGCCACCUCUCAACUCAUGGGCUCCUACACGACAUAUCCCCAGUAUUACUAACACAGUGAAUACAACCCAGACAAGCUGCUGCUGCUGUCCAUCCUGUGAUAUUUUGUUGUACAAAAUAAGAGUAUUUGUUUUCUGACCUUAACCUAAUAUGAUUGACAGAA